AACUCUAAAAAGAGCUUUUGCGUACUGUUUCGAAUUGUCUCCUUCGUACGGGCAAGCUAUGGUUCAAGAGAACUGUGAAUGAAACUUUGGUAUAUGAGAAAAUCAAUGGUGGUUAUCUGCUAUAAUGUUUUUUGGACCAAGUGAGAUUGAUACUGACGAAAUGGGUUAUGCAAUGAGUAGACUUGAGAUAGAAUCCGAUCUAUGUGAUACUGGAAAAGACUUUUGUGGAGUUGGUAGUAGUAGUGCUAGUCACAGAUCAAGUGAACAUUUGGCAGAUUUGGACCAUGAAAUCAGCCAGGUUACUAAAUUGAAAUCUAGUCCUCAUCAACGGUAUAGCCGUGAAGUCCCCGGGAGACAUCAGUUACCUGUGUCUACUGUGAGGAUGUUGGCUGGUCGAGAAAGUAAUUUCUCUGGAAGAGGAAGGUUUUCCGCCGCUGAUUGUUGCCAUAUGUUAAGCAGAUAUUUGCCUAUAAAAGGUCCUUGGCUUGUAGAUCAAAUGGACAGCCGAGCAUAUGUCUCUCAGUUUUCAACUGAUGGUUCUCUCUUUAUUGCGGGGUUUCAGGGUAGCCGUAUUCGGAUUUACAAUGUAGAGAAGGGCUGGAAAGUUCAAAAGGAUAUACUUGCAAAAAGCUUGCGCUGGACUGUUACUGAUACUUCUCUAUCCCCUGAUCAGCGAAAUCUGGUUUACGCAAGCAUGUCACCUAUUGUUCACAUUGUUGAUGUUGGGUCCGGUACAACCGAGUCUCAUGCAAAUGUUACGGAGAUCCAUGAUGGAUUAGACUUCUCUUCUGAUGAAGAUGGAGGGUACUCUUUUGGGAUAUUCUCUGUGAAAUUUUCAACCGAUGGACGAGAAGUUGUUGCUGGGAGCAGUGAUGAUUCCAUCUACGUUUAUGAUCUCGAAGCAAAUCGAGUUUCACUCCGGACUGUUGCACACACGUCUGAUGUAAAUACUGUGUGCUUUGCUGAUGAAAGUGGAAACCUGAUUUUAUCUGGAAGUGAUGAUAACCUCUGCAAGGUGUGGGAUAGGCGUUGUUUCAUUGGAAGAGAUAAGCCAGCUGGUGUUUUAGUGGGACAUCUCGAAGGUGUUACCUUUAUCGAUAGCCGUGGAGAUGGUCGCUAUUUUAUAUCAAAUGGUAAAGACCAAACUAUCAAAUUGUGGGAUAUCAGAAAAAUGUCCUCAAGCGCACCUGCAAGGCAUGAGGUGCUAAGAAACUAUGAAUGGGAUUACAGAUGGAUGGAUUAUCCUACUGAAGCAAGAGAUCUAAAGCACCCACUCGAUCAGUCAGUGUCAACAUAUAAAGGUCACUCAGUCUUGCGUACUCUCAUCCGUUGUUACUUCUCUCCAGCGCAUAGUACUGGCCAAAAAUACAUCUACACAGGAUCUAACGACAGUUCCGUCUACAUAUAUGACCUGGUAAGUGGAGAUAAAGUGGCAGUGCUAAAGCACCAUAGCUCACCUGUAAGAGACUGUAAUUGGCACCCGUAUUACCCAACUCUUAUAAGCUCUUCGUGGGACGGAGAUCUUGUGAAGUGGGAAUUUCCAGGGAGCGGUGAGGCGCCGAUUAUGAGUAAGAAGAGAGUUCGAAGGAGACAUUUCUACUACUGAUGCAUCUCUCUACAAAUACACAUGGUCUCUGUAA
Arabidopsis arenosa is the source of this 1640-nucleotide messenger RNA. NCBI's taxonomy places the organism in Eukaryota, Viridiplantae, Streptophyta, Magnoliopsida, Brassicales, Brassicaceae. The record is from the annotation of a GenBank genome assembly.